Messenger RNA from Hydractinia symbiolongicarpus, 1788 nucleotides. Its product is annotated as tigger transposable element-derived protein 4-like. Gene Ontology annotation, cellular component: nucleus. NCBI's taxonomy places the organism in Eukaryota, Metazoa, Cnidaria, Hydrozoa, Anthoathecata, Hydractiniidae. Bases 1 to 1788 code for a protein of 595 amino acids. The transcript has 3 exons. Gene Ontology annotation, molecular function: DNA binding. The record is from RefSeq and is a predicted model, not a curated record.
AUGCCAAAUGGUAAAGGCUUAAAAAAUAUGAGCAGUAAUAUUAAAAUUAAAUUUACAAGAGACACGAAGCCAAUUGUGAAUACAGUCGACGCUCAUUAUCUCGAACCUCCGUUAUCUCGAACUUUCUCUAUCUCGAACUUUUUCUUCGGUCCCUUGAGUUCUUCCCUUGGACUGAUUUACGCUCGUUAUCUCGAACUCUUAAAGAGGAAUUUUGAAAAAAGAAGACCUUGCACUGCUUGUUUUAAAGUCACAAAAUGUUGCAAUAAAAAGAAGACAUUCCAUUGUAAAACAGGUAGAUUUUGCAAUGUUUUUUUUGUGAUUUCCUUUGUCAGAAUGCCACCGAAAAGAAAGCUCGUUGUAAAAACUUUGGCAGAAAAAUGCCAAGCAUUAAAAGAAUUGGAAAAAGGUAUUCCAAAUAAAGAUAUCGCUAAAAAGUACGGGGUGCCUAAAAACACGAUAUCAACUUGGCUAGCCAAUAAGGAAAAACUUCACACAAGAAUUUUUAAAAACAUUCGAAUUGAAAUUCGAACAUUCGUAUUCGAAAAAAUGCACGAACAGGUUAACAAUAAAUCUUUUAUACAAGUCGGUAUUUGUUUUAUUUUCUAUUUCAGGCACAAUGUAACGUUCAAGACGGUCGUUGGUGAAAGCAAUUCUGUUCAACCUGAUAUGAUAGCAUCUUGGUUUGAAACCACUUUACCAACAUUAUUAACUAACUACAAACUAGAAGAUAUUUACAAUGCCGACGAAUUCGGUCUCUUCUACCAAUGCUUGCCAAAUAAAACGUAUCACUACAAAUACGAAAAAUGCUCUGGGGGUAAAAAUAGCAAAGUCCGAAUUACCGGGCUUGCAGCUGCCAAUGCUGUCGGAGAUAAACUACCAAUGUUUGUGAUUGGUAAAUCGAGGAAACCAAGGUGCUUCAAAAAUGUAACAACCCUACCCUGCAGGUACAGAGCGCAGAAGAAGAGUUGGAUGGACAGCUCUCUUUUUGAAGAGUGGGUGCGAGAAAUCAAUGCAAUGUUUCUAAAAGAAGGUCGAAAGAUAGUCUUGAUCAUCGAUAAUUGUCCCGCUCACCCUGAUGUCGGUGGACUGUCCAACAUUAAAUUGAUUUUCUUACCUCCAAAUACAACUUCUGUGUCACAACCGAUGGACCAAGGUGUCAUAAGAUGUCUUAAGUCUCUUUAUCGCCAAAAAUUGGUCAACAUGAUGAUUCAAAACCUAGAAAAAGACAAAGAUCUUUCAAAAGUUUCAAUUCUGCGUGCUCUUCAAAUACUUGUUUCGUCGUGGGGCAAAGUGAAGAAAGAAACCAUCGUAAACUGCUUCAAGAAAUCAAAGAUUUCCAAGAAAGCUCAACAGAAUGCAACUGAUGAUAUUGAUGAUCCAUUUAAACAACUGGAGAAAGAUCUCACACAACUGCGUGCCAUUGACGAUACCAUUAUUCUUGCUGAUCUCUCGGCCCGUGAUGUUGUCGAUAUUGACCAAGAUUUGACCACAAUUGAAAAUCCCGUGACUGAUGAAGAAAUCCUUGAGUCGGUACGGCCAAGUACAGAUGAGAAUGACGAGGAGCAUGAUGAAAAUGCCGAUGUCAUCGAGGUGUUUGAUGAGCCAGUGAGCAAGCCAACAAAAUCAGAAAUAAACACUGCAGUGGAGACUUUACAAAAUGCUUGUCUAUUCACUGAUGAUGGAAAUGACAUGCAACGCCUCCUGCUUCGCUUUGAAGAUUUGUUUCUUAAAAGUGAAAUGAAAAACAAGAAGCAAACUAAUAUUUUGAGCUUUUUCGAUCAAAAAUAA